AUGGAGGCGUCCAACAGGCUUAAAAUGGCCUUUGCCCAGGGUAAACAAUCCAUGGGAAUGUGGCAGAUGCUUCCAGGGGCCAAUGUCGCAAGACUGCUGGCAAGAUCUGGGGUUGAUUGGGUCAUGGUUGAUUGUGAGCAUGGAAAUAUCGAUGACGGAGCCAUGCAUGAUGCCGUGCCGGCCAUUGCAGCCCUGGGCGUUGCGCCUCUUGUGAGGCUGCCAGACCGACAGCCGUGGAUGGUCAAACGUGCCCUCGACGCUGGUGCCCAUGGUAUUCUCGUGCCGUUGCUGCGCUCCGCACAAGAAGCCACGGAGCUUGUGCAAGCAGCCAAGUUUCCUCCCUGGGGCAAGAGAGGCUUCGGCUCACCCAUCGCCCCUGAACGAUUCCACCCCGUGCCUUCGUUUACGGAGUAUCUGCAGCAGGCAAACGACGCCCUUUUGACGAUGGUCCAGAUCGAAACGCAAGAAGCCUUGGACGAGGUCGCCGAGAUAGCCUCUGUCAAAGGCAUUGAUGUGCUAUUCAUUGGUCCCUUUGAUCUAGGCAACAAUAUUGGUCACCCCAUUCUCAAUGGGGAGAUGACUCCAGAGCUCAAUGAAGCCAUCGCCAGGAUCCUUGCGGCUUGCCGUAGUGCUGGUAAGCAGUGUGGCAUAUACGCCACGAGUGGUGAGCAGGCUAGGCUUUUCGCCGAUCAAGGCUUCGAUAUGAUUAGUGUGUCGACAGACUAUACUGCUUUGGAGCACAUGCUCAAGCAGCAAUUCGCUGCUUCCCGAGGCGGGCCUUCUCCCGACAGGAGUGGUUCGUACUGA
Molecule: messenger RNA, 807 nt
Organism: Ustilaginoidea virens
Lineage: Eukaryota; Fungi; Ascomycota; Sordariomycetes; Hypocreales; Clavicipitaceae
Exons: 5
Coding region: 1-807 (268 amino acids)
Cellular component (GO): cytoplasm
Molecular function (GO): aldehyde-lyase activity
Source: RefSeq, a predicted model, not a curated record